Messenger RNA from Eimeria necatrix, 690 nucleotides. Its product is annotated as DNA-directed rna polymerase II subunit, putative. NCBI's taxonomy places the organism in Eukaryota, Apicomplexa, Conoidasida, Eucoccidiorida, Eimeriidae. Gene Ontology annotation, molecular function: DNA-directed RNA polymerase activity; nucleic acid binding; zinc ion binding. The transcript is spliced from 5 exons. The coding region runs from base 1 to 690 and encodes 229 amino acids. The record is from RefSeq and is a predicted model, not a curated record. Gene Ontology annotation, biological process: DNA-templated transcription; maintenance of transcriptional fidelity during transcription elongation by RNA polymerase II; transcription-coupled nucleotide-excision repair. Gene Ontology annotation, cellular component: RNA polymerase II, core complex.
AUGAGCGCGGGAAUGAUGUUCUGCCCUGAAUGCAACAACAUGUUGCAGCCGAAGGAAGACCGGCAGCGGCAGCAGCUGAAGUUUCUGUGCCGCCGCUGCGACUUCUUCAGAUACGCCGAAGGCACUUUUGAAGAAAACUGCGUCGAAAGAAUUAACUUCAGCUACAAGUCCAAAGAAGACCUGAUGGUGUGUCCGGAGUUGCCGCAAGACCCGACUCUGGGCCGCGUGCCGGACUGGCGCUGCCCGCAGUGCGGCUCCCGCGGCGCUGUCUUCUUUCAACUUCCCGAACGCCUCGCAGAAGACGCCAUGACUCUCGUCUACGUCUGUGUCAGUGCGGGCUGCGGGGCCGCGGUGAAGCAGGACGCUGCGGCGCGCGAGGAACGGGAAGAAAGUCCGGAAAGUGCAGAACGGCUGCAGCCGGAGGCGGCGGCGAAGUCGCCGCCGCCGGAGGACGCGGGGGAGCCCCACGAGGCGGAGGGGGUGAAGGGCAUUGACGAGGGCGAGGUGGACUCGGAGGGCGACGGGGACCUCUUCGGAGAAGAAAGGGGUUUUGGAUUGCCCCAAGACCUCGAAGAAGAUCUGCUGCAGCAAAACGCCUUCGAUGCUGCAGCAGCAGAAAAUGAACUUGAAAAAGAAAUUGCCCUCCAAGACACAGACCCUGACGAAAGCUUCGCCUUCGCCAGAGUCUAA